This is a messenger RNA of Polypterus senegalus (gray bichir), 1861 nucleotides long. RefSeq names its product SLX4 interacting protein (gene slx4ip). The transcript is spliced from 8 exons. The record is from RefSeq and is a predicted model, not a curated record. Bases 160 to 1389 code for a protein of 409 amino acids. NCBI's taxonomy places the organism in Eukaryota, Metazoa, Chordata, Cladistia, Polypteriformes, Polypteridae.
GUUUCAAAUCAGCCUGGCGGAAAUUCGUAAUACGCUACUGACGUUUUGUCUGAAAAUAACUGCUUUGAAUUUACGUAUAUACAUUUUUUAGUUUUUGUUUGUUGAUUUUAACUUCAGACUUGAUCGACUUACAGCAGUUCUCACAUUUGACGGAACAAAAUGAAGAUAGUCAAGUUUGUUGUAAAGUGUGGGAAUUUCUUGGUGUUGGUGGAUCUUCAUAUUCUGCCUCAGGGUUCCAGUGAAGACACCAGCUGGUUUGCUGAGCAACACAAGGAGGAAAUUGGUAGAAUGCUUAAGGAUUCAAUAAAUCUAAGAGUUCAGGAACAUCUUGAAAACCGUCAUAAGUCAAACCACGCAAAGCCAAGUAAAGAAUUAACUCAGCUGAAUCCAUUGUUCAUAAAAGGAGAUCGAUUUCGCCUUGCUGCCUACUUUAUGAAGCGUCACAUCAGCCUCAGAUGCAUUGUGAAGGAAAGACUUAGAGAGCUUCGUGUGUUUCCAGAACGCUUCGUAGUGUGUGUAAGUCAAGGAAAGGAAUGGGGUAACAACUCAAGAAAGGAGAACUUGACAGAGGUGGCAGGUCCUGACAGUUGCCAAUCCAAAUACUUUGGGCAGACUGCAUGGAAAGACAAAGAGGAGUCGUAUUCUCUCAAGCAUGAAGAGGGUCCAUCAAGGAAUGUGUUGAAGCUGUCCAAGCACCAGGCAGACAACACACAGACCUCACCACCUCCAGCUGUGACCAAGGAAAGCCGCAGCGCUGGUAGGAAAGAAGCAAAGGAAUGCAUAAGAGGACUUCAAAGCUCUUUCCAGCUUCCUUUACUUGCACUGGGAAACAUCGCUGGCAGAGGAGAGCCGGCAGAAACCAAGGGCCAGAAACAACUGUGUCCUGCAGCGAGUGAGGCCUCCAGUCAGAGCUGUGAGUCAGCACUGCCACAAGUGCAGGAGAGGCCAGAGGGUUACGAAGGACAGAGAAAACGGAGAAGGCAGGGCUCGCAACAUGAGUCGCAGGAGAACGCCAACAAAGUGUUCUUUGGAGAUGUGCCAGAAACCCUCAGUGAGGUAGUAAUAAAAACAGAAUGCGCCAAGCCUAUAGAAGAAACAUUCCCGAGGAAGUGGCCAUCGGGCUCCGAGUGGUGCUCUAAACAGUUCGGCUCAGUGCAAACCACACUGGAGGAUGACUUGCUUACUUGGAGAAAAUCGCCUCCUAGAGCCAUCUUCCCAAAAAAUAACACAGAGCAGACAGCCCAAACCGAGCCGACCACAAGCAGAAAAGAGCGAUCUGUCAAGUCUGCGUCCUCUCCUGCUGACAAGAGCUCCACCGAUACAAGCAGCAAAGAGACGGCUAAAGUUGGGCCCAGAAAGUCCAAACUGCGCAGACUGAAAAAGGCUUGAAGAUGUCGUGUUUCGUGAUAAAGAAGAAAUCAAAAACAUGACCGGCUCUGCUCCAUGCAAAUAUUCGACACAUUUCAGCUAAUAAACCUUUAUAGUCUGGUGUGCCCGACAGGCUGAAAAAUAAAAAUAUAGAAGGCCCUUUCUUUAGGGAAAAUGUGGGUUGGAGCUGGAGACGCUGGCAGUCUUUAUUUCCCUUCUUGUUGUCAUCAGCUCCAGCGAAUGAGUUGUACAGUACGAACAUCGGCGCUUGAGGUGAGGUUUGGCCAGGGUGCCAGCUGCAUAGCAUUGCCAUUUUCUGAAUGUCUUUCAAUUCCUCGAAGACUUUUCUCCUGUAUAUGGAAGUAAUUGUGCGAUCCUGAGCCCACCCAGAAGUCGGUGGGCAAACUGUUGUAAAGGUGGGCCAAGUGUCACUGUUCAGGGUAUUGUAACGUGAUGAUUUUUUUUUUUUUUAAUUAAAAUUUUAUUAAGUCUC